Aspergillus fijiensis CBS 313.89 is the source of this 1359-nucleotide messenger RNA. Its product is annotated as sphingolipid delta(4)-desaturase family protein. The transcript is spliced from 3 exons. Gene Ontology annotation, biological process: ceramide biosynthetic process. Gene Ontology annotation, molecular function: sphingolipid delta-4 desaturase activity. Bases 1 to 1359 code for a protein of 452 amino acids. The record is from RefSeq and is a predicted model, not a curated record. Gene Ontology annotation, cellular component: membrane. Lineage: Eukaryota; Fungi; Ascomycota; Eurotiomycetes; Eurotiales; Aspergillaceae.
AUGUCCUCUUCUGUUGUCGAAGCGGCCACGGCUGGAACUUCGCCGCAUCUCCGCGUGUCCGCGGCCAAGAGCCAGGAUCCCCAGGCCACAGCACACGAUGGCCAGCCCUCCGUGAGGAUUGCGCCUCCAGAAAAGUCAGCUGUUGAGGAUCAUUUUUUCUGGACCUAUACGGAAGAGCCCCAUCGAUCGAGGCGAUUGGCUAUCAUCAAAGCCCAUCCAGAAGUCACCAAGCUCUGUGGACCGGAGCCAUUGACCAAAUAUGUCGUUCUGGGAGUCGUGUCUCUUCAAAUCCUCUGCGCCUACCUCCUCCGCAAUACUUCCAUGCUGUCCUGGAAAUUCCUCGCAACUGCAUACGUGAUUGGGGCCACGUCCAACCAGAACCUCUUCCUCGCAAUUCAUGAGAUCUCACACAAUCUUGCCUUCCGGUCCGCAAUAGCAAACAGAUUACUGGCGAUCUUCGCCAAUCUGCCCAUUGGCUUGCCCUAUAGUGCUGCCUUCAGGGUAUGUGGCCACCCCGAACCUCAAACAAGCUCCCGCACGCUCAAGACGGGUCGUUACCGCCCCUACCACCUCACCCAUCACAAGUCCCUCGGUGUGACCGGACUGGAUACCGAUCUCCCCACCGCCGUGGAAGCCUUCUUCCUGGAUUCGCUCCUGGGCAAGGCAUUCUUCUGCACCUUCCAGAUCUUCUUCUAUGCCGUCCGGCCCAUGUUCAUCUACAGCCCGCCCUUCACAUACAUCCACCUCCUCAACCUCGCCGUCCAGCUCUCCUUCGAUUACUUCCUCAUCCAGUUCUGCGGCGGUUCCAUCCAACCCGUCCUCUACCUCCUCAUGAGCUCUUUCCUCGCCGGCUCCCUCCACCCCUGCGCCGGCCACUUCAUCGCGGAGCACUACUUCUUUUCGCAGGUCUCGCACGGUACCGAGUCCCUCCAGGAGCUCCAGAACCCGAAGGGGGAGAAUUCCACCACGGCGGCCCCGCAUCCGCUGGACUCCCUCCCGCCUCCGGAAACAUACUCCUACUACGGGCCCCUCAACUUCUUCACCUACAACGUCGGCCUACACAACGAGCACCACGACUUCCCCGCGAUCCCGUGGACCAGACUGCACGAACUGCACCGCGUCGCCAAGGAGUUCUACGAGCCCCUGCCCUGCCACCACAGCUGGGUGUGGGUGAUCUGGACGUUCAUCUUGGAUAAGAACGUGGGCAUGUGGUGUCGCGUCAAGCGAGCGCAGGGUGGUCGUCUCGUAGGAGGUGGCGGAGGUGGCAACGGUCGUGGUGGAGAGGGCAUCUCGGCUUCCUCGUCGGCUGGUCCGCAGGAAUCCGGGGAUGGAUGGAAGGAAAGCGAGAUCCAGAACUGA